AUGCGCCGUCGCUGCGCCUGCCUCGUCGCGGCGGUGGCGGCCGCGGACGCCCUGCGGAGCAGCUUCACGGCGACGCCGCCGCCCUGCGACCCGCGCACGGGCGCGGCGCUCCUGCCGUUCGACCGCCAGGGCGCCACGAGCUGGGAGGGCGCCCGGCGGCGGUUUUUGAGCCGGCGGCCGCGGGCGCCGGACCCCGGGCGCCCCGAGGCGCUGGACUGGCUCGACGCGGACCUCGAGGGCGUCGAGGCGAUCUACGACGCGGACGGCGUCGUCGUCCGCGAGGCGAACGCCACGGGCGGCGCGUGGCGCCUCCUCUGCACGUCCGGCACGGUCGUCCAGUCGGCGGCGCUGCUCGUCGACGCCAAGAUCCACGGCGGCUGCCUCGCCGGCUACACGCGGGGGCUCGGGGCCGCGGCGUUCGCCUGCACGACGUCGCGGAGCGCGCUCGUGCUGGGCCUCGGCUUCGGCUGCGUCGCGGCCUUCCUCGCCGCCCACGGCCCCCACGCCGUCACGGCCGUGGAGGUCGACCCCGCGGUCGUCGCGGCGGCGGCGCGGUGCGCACCGCUGCCCGCGAACGUGGACGUGAUUCUCGCGGACGCGGUGGACUUCCUGCGCACCUGCGACGACGGCGCCUACGACGUGGUCGUCAUCGACGUCUUCGACGCGGAGUCGCGGCUCCCAGCGGCGCUGUCGGCGCCGGCCUUCGCGGAAGACGUGGCGCGCGUCGCGCGGCGCGGCGUCGCCGCGAACCUGGUGCGGGAGACGUCCCUCGACACGGAGGCGGGCUGCGAGCGCCUCGCGCGGAACCUGGGCGACGCGACCGCGCGGCGGGGCGGCGACUGCUUCCUGGCGCCGGACCCCCGGACGGACAACGCGCAGCUCCUCGCGCUCUUCGGCGGCGGCGCGGCGCCGGCGCGCGUGCGCCGGCGCGCGGCGCGGCGCGGCCGGCGCGCCGGCGUGCUCUUCGACUGCGGCGCCGCGCUGCCCAUCGUGCGCUGCGCGUCGGGGGGCGAGGUCGUGGCGCGGCUCCGGGCGGGGGCGCCGCCGUAG
Pelagomonas calceolata is the source of this 1050-nucleotide messenger RNA. The record is from the annotation of a GenBank genome assembly. NCBI's taxonomy places the organism in Eukaryota, Pelagophyceae, Pelagomonadales, Pelagomonadaceae.